Molecule: messenger RNA, 501 nt
Organism: Knipowitschia caucasica
Lineage: Eukaryota; Metazoa; Chordata; Actinopteri; Gobiiformes; Gobiidae
Source: the annotation of a GenBank genome assembly
AUGGGCUUGAGAAGGGCCAUCAGACUCCGGUGGGUCUCCAUCACCAGCCGGGAGGAAACUCACAGGGAGGAGAAGGUUUCUGUGAACAACUUUGACUUUCUGAGUGAGAGGGUCCCUGAUGGAAUACACAUUGAUCUCAAGUUUCACAGAUAUAACCUCAUAUACUUUAGAGUCCCAUUUGUCCGCUACUUUCCUCUUUCCUCUCUCACCACGGUUUGCGAGCAAGACUCUGUCUCCAAUGGAGGCAUGAUGGUCCACGCCAGUGAGUUGUGGGAUGUCCGGACCAGCACCUCUGAUUUGGCUGACACCAUCGACGUGAGCACCCAACACAGCCUGAACAUCAUCAAAGGACAGCUGAGAGUCUUCAAUCUGGGAUAUGAGCCAUUUCAGAACAUUACUGCCCAAGAUCAAGUCAUCGGAUUGGCCUGGCACAACCAGAAUAGGGACUACAACUUUAAAACCAUGCACUGUCAGCGUGAGAUCGUACAGAGCUGUGGGUGA